AGCUGCUGAGCGCCGGACCCACCGAGCCCUGGUCCAUCCGCGAGAAGCUCUGCCUGGCCUCCUCCGUCAUGCGCAGCGGGGACCAGAACUGGGUCUCAGUCAGCAGAGCUAUCAAGCCUUUUGCAGAGCCAGGACGCCCACCUGACUGGUUUUCCCAGAAGCACUGUGCAUCUCAGUAUUCAGAGCUCUUGGAGACUACAGAGACCCCGAAGAGAAAACGUGGUGAGAAGGGAGAAGUUGUAGAAACUGUGGAAGAUGUUAUUGUGCGGAAACUGACAGCAGAACGAGUUGAGGAGUUGAAGAAAAUUAUUAAAGAAACACAGGAGAAAUACAGGCAACUCAAGAAGGAUGCAGAGCUGAUCCAGGCCGGACACAUGGAUAACAGACUGGAGGAGCUGUGCAAUGAGAUUAUGAUAAAGAAAAAAAUGGAGGAGGAGGAGGCAGAAGUCAAGAGGAAGGCUACGGAUGCUGCUUAUCAGGCUCGUCAGGCCAUCAAGAAUCCACCGCGACGAUUGACGGGUGUGAUGGUUCGUUCCCCUGCAGGCUCAACCUCCCCAGGGGGAGACUAUUCCCUAGGAGAUCUGUCUCAGCCUGCUGUGGAUGAGGCCAGUCCAGGGGUCAGUGAAAACGAAAUGGCAGUGGCUUCUGGUCACAUAAACAGCUCAGGAGUCCUGCUGGAGGUAGGAAGCGUCCUCCCAGUGCUGCACAGUGGGGAAAUGCAGUCGGCACCUGGUGCUGUCCCUGCAUCUCCUGCUGCUUCAGGUGCUCCUACGCUUUCCCGGCUUUUAGAAGCUGGUCCUGCACAGUUCACCUCACCUCUUGCUUCCUUCUCCGCUGUUGCCAGCGAACCUCCAGCUAAGCUCCUGCCACCCCCCGUAGAGCCUGUGCCGCAGGCAACCAUUGUCAUGAUGCCCACGCUGUCAGCACCGUCGGUUGUGCCACCAGCUGCAGCUCCAGACAGCGUAGUCACAGUGAGCCAGCCAGAAGCCUGUGUUUCCAUGGAGGCAGUGUCUGAUUCCCAUACUGUGACAGUGUCUAUGGACAGCAGUGAAAUCUCCAUGAUCAUUGAUUCCAUCAAGAAAGAGUGCCUGGGUUCUGGGGCUGGCAGCGCUGCAGGGUCUUCCAAAGAUCACUGCAUUGAUGGGAAAGAAGACCUGGAUUUGGCUGAGAAAAUGGAUAUUGCAGUGUCCUAUACAGGAGAAGAGCUGGACUUCGAUACAGUUGGAAAUAUUAUAGCCAUCAUUGAGGACAAGGGAGAUGAUCACCCUGAAGUCCUGGAUGCUGCAGUUGUUGAGGCUGCUCUGUCUUCUUUCUGCGAAGACACCGAUGACCCUCAGACACUUCCUGGCCCAUGGGAACAUUCAAUUCAUCAGGAGCAUGAGAAGCAGGCCCAGAUAGCCCAAGUGUCUGUGACUGUGAAGCAGGAGAGACUGGAGUGUGAGGAGCCAGAGGCAAAGGGAAUUCGAGACCUAAUAGGCAUUGGCGAGCUGGGAUCAGAAAUAAAGACUGAACCUGCAGAGCAAGAACAGAAUCAGCUGGUCCCUGAGGAGACCAUCCCAGCAACUCCAAGAGUGACAGAAACACCAGAGCUUAGAAGUCAAGAGAUAGAAGAGGAUCAAAGAGCAGCUGUAGCAGCAGGAGAGCCUUCUGAAAUUGAGAUAGAAUUGGUCAAGGGAGAAGACGCAGUGCACAAUGCAGUGAAGACAGAGACCCCACCUGAUGAUGAUUCAUCCCCUCCACAAGUCCCAAAUGUGAGUGAAGACUCCUCACAGGCUGGUGUUCAGCACAAAUUUGAGCUGUCAGAGUCAAUGAAGGAGGAGGCCCAAGCCCUGUUUAGGAGUCAGAUGAAGGAUGGGCAGGGUGAAGAGGAUGAUGAGGAUGGUGCCAGUGAGGCUGCCAGUUUGGAGGAACCCAAAGAAGAAGAUCAGGGAGAGGGGUAUCUAUCAGAGAUGGAUAAUGAGCCCCCUGUGAGUGAGAGUGAUGAUGGCUUCAGUGUCCAUAAUGCACCUCUGCAGUCUCACACACUGGCCGACUCCAUCCCCAGCAGCCCAGCCUCCUCGCAGUUCUCAGUGUGCAGUGAGGAUCAGGAAGCAAUACAGGCCCAGAAGAUCUGGAAGAAAGCCAUCAUGCUAGUUUGGAGAGCAGCAGCUAAUCACAGGUAUGCCAAUGUCUUCCUGCAGCCCGUAACUGAUGAUAUAGCACCAGGCUACCACAGCAUUGUGCAGAGGCCAAUGGAUUUGUCUACCAUCAAAAAGAACAUUGAGAAUGGGCUGAUACGAACCACAGCUGAGUUCCAGCGUGAUAUCAUGCUGAUGUUUCAAAAUGCAGUUAUGUACAACAGCUCUGACCAUGAUGUGUACCACAUGGCUGUGGAGAUGCAACGAGAUGUCCUGGAGCAGAUCCAGCAAUUUCUGGCCACACAGCUGAUCAUGCAAACAUCAGAGUCAGGAAUCAGUGCAAAGAGCCUGCGUGGGCGAGACUCUACUCGCAAGCAAGAUGCUUCAGAGAAGGACAGUGUCCCAAUGGGCUCUCCUGCCUUCCUUCUCUCUCUCUUUGACGGAGGCACCAGAGGGCGUCGCUGUGCCAUCGAGGCGGACUUGAAGAUGAAGAAAUGAUGCUGCGGGCAGACAAAAUCCCAGCGCCUCGCAUCCAGAGCUGGAGUGCAAGCAAGAGGCUGGUAACAGCUGAUGGAGGAGAAAGAAAAGCUCCGGGUCCAUUUCUGGGACCUGGUCCACCUUCUUCGCUUGUCCCUCUGGGAAGCAGUGUGUCGUCGAAAUGUGUAACCCAAAGAAACUUCCCCAGAGGGGAAGACUUAGCCCCCCUGCCUGUUUUAGGGCAGUCGUCUUGGGCUUCAUCAGUGUUCUGGUGUUAGCUAGCAACUGGUGGCUCGUAUGUACUGUAAUGUGAAGUGUACAGAUUUUUACUAGUGAUGUGUAAAUGUGUAUGUAUAUUAAAGUCUGGG
Messenger RNA from Chaetura pelagica (chimney swift), 2962 nucleotides. It is a transcript of the gene BRD8, whose product is annotated as bromodomain containing 8. The coding region runs from base 69 to 2615 and encodes 848 amino acids. Gene Ontology annotation, molecular function: protein binding. Lineage: Eukaryota; Metazoa; Chordata; Aves; Apodiformes; Apodidae. Gene Ontology annotation, cellular component: NuA4 histone acetyltransferase complex. The record is from RefSeq and is a predicted model, not a curated record. The transcript is spliced from 20 exons.